This is a messenger RNA of Pyricularia grisea, 6505 nucleotides long. RefSeq lists its product as uncharacterized. Lineage: Eukaryota; Fungi; Ascomycota; Sordariomycetes; Magnaporthales; Pyriculariaceae. Gene Ontology annotation, molecular function: transcription factor binding. The transcript is spliced from 7 exons. Bases 726 to 5723 code for a protein of 1665 amino acids. The record is from RefSeq and is a predicted model, not a curated record. Gene Ontology annotation, biological process: positive regulation of transcription by RNA polymerase II. Gene Ontology annotation, cellular component: nucleus.
GCUCUCCCCAAACAUUCUUCUACAAUUCUCUAUCCCAAGUAUAUCCUACUGCUGCAACACAAGCGCCGGCAUACCCUUCCUCCCGCAGGACUAGCCUUCUUCAGACUUAUCAAGGCGCUGAUCGAUACGUUACCUCACACCAUCCUCAUACCGUUUCUGGUGCUCCCAUCUUCUCCACGAUCUUUGUCGUCGUGCAACCAUCACUGCAGACCAUCUUUCGCUCCUACAUAUCACCUCGCCCUGGAUCCCAAUCAAUCCCAACCCGGUGUCGUCCAGCACAUUUACCCCGACGUUACUGUUGCGCCUACUCAGCAAAAAAAAAGCUCAAGGGGUUCGACGUGGAGGAAAGCAGCACACGAACGCGGCUCCUGUCUAUAACACCUGGAUAUCGCGAUCGACAAGCAUCGCCUGGCAUCGUCUUCGCCACAUACUACUUGACUGCACUUCGAAGACAAUUGCAGUGCGCUAACUAGAAGCAGAUCCCGUCAGUCUGUGAUACAUCCACGAAGGCUUAGAGGACCGAAUAUUCUUUAUUUCUCUUCCCUCUGUGAUGGUUGAAUGAGACGAAGUUGUGUGUCUUCUUCCCGCGUGUAUUGGUCAGUUGCGACUUAUUCCUAAGAGGAAUAUCUUCGCCUCCUACCGCCUGACCGCCGUCAAGGGGCCAUACACCCCCACCGGGUCAAGGACAAUCGACGGCAAGCACGGAAGCCUUUAAAUCUCACAACAUGUCCGUCGUCCCGGGCCAGCUGGCUCGGAACCGUUCCGUCUCGAGUGCCCAAAAGUCUAGGAGCCGAGUCAACCAGGACUACCCAGCGAUGCAGUCAAGGACGCAGGACCGCGCUACGGUCAUGCGAUACUUUGAGCCCUGCGCCGCGACAGCAUCCAUGUUCCUCUAUGCGCAGGGCAGCUCGGUAGUGUGCUGUCAUCACGAUACCUUGACGAUAGAGCGGCGAUUUUCGAGGCAUUCGGAGGAAAUACAGCUCUUGGCAGUUGAUACACAAAGCGAAACAGGAGCUGGACGAUUGGUGGUGAGCUACGAUGCAGGGCAGACUGCCAUAGUUUGGGAUCUCAUGUCUGGUGAUGAGGUUGCUCGUUUUGCUUCCUACGAGCACCUUACCACCGCCGCGUGGAUGCGUAAUGGCAACGUCGCCUUUGGAAACACCCAAGGAAACAUUAUACUAUUCGAGCCACAGACAUCAGAGCACAUCUCUUCGAGAACACUAGACCAAAUAGCAGUGACAUCUCUAGCUCCGUCUGCGGAUUGCCGAACAUUUGCAAUCGGGUAUCAAAAUGGGUCUCUACUCAUUGCAAACCUUCAGCCGAGGUUCACCAUUUUGCAUAACCUGACAACUUCACGAGGCCCGUCGCCCAUUGUCAAUCUGGCUUGGCAUGCCUCUUCGUCGAGGCAAAAAUCAGACAUGCUCGCCGUGCAAACUAACGAUGGAGACCUUCGUAUUUGGAGCGUUGCAAAGUCGUACAACAACGCUGACCCAGCCAAAGUUGUGAGGAUUCUCAAAAAAACCGAAAACUAUCUAAUCGGUCCGAAUUGGAUGGGGUGGUCAAAGAACGGAAGGAUAAUUCAGUUCUCUGAAAACGAGACGUUAUCUUGGGACGUUCGGACUAAGCACGUUACCCAGGACAGCAUUCCAUCCUUGGAACACGUCCGAGGCUUGGCUGUUUACGGCCCCGGCGCCAGUCUUUUUACGUUGGGUGCCAACAACACUGUACAGCAGUUUGACCUUAACGCUCCUGCGAUGAUGGUUGCCAAUGUUCAGCACCCAGCUAAUCUGCUGCCCCCAUCUCCACCUGUGUCUAUUGAGGAGCAAGAAAAGGCAGCGGCUGCGAGUAACUCAGAGUCGGAGAUAUCCAUUUCGAUCGAGCCAAUGACGUCCGAAAGCGAAGAGGAAAGGAUGUCACCGCUCGCUCGCAUGAUUCAUUCCAGGGAUACUGCCGCAAGCGGCCCAGGUAUCUUCAGACCUGAUAGCUCACAGUCAAGUCGCAGUGGCACCUCCGAGAUUUCAUCGACCAGCUCCCAAACGCCUGGGAGGUACCAACCGUCAGCUCAUUCGCGAGGCCUAACGGAAAACACGUAUAUCUCGGCAGGCUCAUCUAUGCUGUCAUCGGCAGCACCUCAUUCGUCUCGGCACCGUGACCGGGACUCGUACUCUAUUGGAAGUCUUAGUUCUGUGUCUAUGGCCUCAUCUAGCGGCCGUCCGUCAAAACACCGUCCCUCGCGACUUCGAAAUGAGAUUCCGCGUAGCCCAGAAGAUUCAAGGGUUGAUGAUCUCUUCAAAUUCACUCGAAGUCGACUCAGUGACAUUCCGUACAAAAUGCCAGCCAUGGCAGAUGCCUCCCGGCUCACCAAUGACGAUCUUCGCCGACAGAUGCUAAGCACGAUUUUCGGCUGGAAUCGCGAGGUAGACGACUUGAUUAGAGAUGAACUAAGCCGACACCCAAACUCCUCGGCCAACCGAAUCCUGCUGUCGAAAUGGCUUGGCGACAUCGAGCCGGAUAUCAUCGCGACCAGUUCAGCCAACAUGACCUCUUCGGAUUGGAUGCUUCUAGCUCUGAGUGGAAUCGGGGGACAGGCCUCUCAGCACAAGCUUGGGCGUGCUUACGUUCAAAGACUUCUCGAGAAUGGUGAUGUACAUGCGGCUGCCACAAUCAUGAUCGGAAUGGGCGACCAGAUCGAUGCGAUUGAGAUUUACGUGUCACACAAGCGUUACAUGGAGGCCCUACUCCUGACUUGCCUAUUCUUUCCGUCAGUCUGGGAACGCCAGGCACAAAUUCUUAAGAAAUGGGGAGAUUGGGCUGUUCAGCACGGCCAGCAACAGUUGGCCAUUCGAUGUCUUGCCUGCAUCGGUAAAGAAUCGUCAGAACCGUGGACCUCACCCUCUGCAGCGCAACUCAGUUUCGGUAGCCUGAAUGCAAUAAACUCCAGCAUCCCUGAGGUGCUUAGCCCUCCAUUGUCGCCGCCAGGCAUGAACAGGGGACCACAGCGCAGUAUCGCAAAGGCUUCGGCGUUGAAACUCAUCACCUCUUUUGGCGACCAAGGAGCAAAGGCCAAGUACUUCGCAGGUGACGAUGGACAGACCCCUAUUGCAGCAGGCGUGACGCCUAUCGCCGAGUCUGCAAUCUCCCCCGGCGCUUUUGACCCUGCCACCGCUUUCCUCCGUCCUUCUCAACGGAGUGCCUUCCCCACGCCCAGCUCCGCACGUCCCUCGAACCAGAGCUUUGGCCGACACCGUCUGCCUUCGAUCGGAGAGGCGACAGGAAAGCCCGAGCAGCGCCGGCGCACUCCCGGCCCAUCAUCUCCUGUAUUAGACAGAGAUGGCAAGGGACAUUCGAGAGGACCGUCAUACGAUUACACUAACAACAACUUGAAUGAGGCCGAGACGAUCGGGCGUGCGGCCACUGCAAGCCCCAUGAUGAUGCGGGACAGCCAUCGCAGGAGAGAGCCGCCACCCCCAUCGCCCUCGCCUGCUUCAAUGGCUAUGUUGAUGGAUCACCAGGGCGGGCGCACUAGCCGCAACGGGCCACGAAAUCGUAUCCCACAAGGAAUUGACCUGCAACUGCAGCCUAUUGAGCCGGCAAACCAGAACAGUGAUGUGACUUCUCCCGAGCAGUCUGUGGCCUCUUCGACUAGAUUUCACUGGCCAAGCCGCCGGCGUGGACCUGGCUCUGUGGCCAGCUCAGUUACCUCUGCAACUUCUAGCGUAGCGAAGGCGAAUCGCCGAGGAUAUGGCCACCCCGGUAAAACUCUUGACGACUACAUUCACAGCAUGGACAACACGACCGGCAGGCGUGCUACCAGCCGGGGACGUGGACGAGACUCUAGCAAGACCAGGAAGACCAAGUCUCGCGAAACAUCCCUUGAUCAGGAUCAGCGUGGGCGUGAGACUUCGAGAGGAUACACUCCAAGAGCUGGCAAGCGAUCUCCUCGAUCACCGGUUCCCAUGUCCCCUGAGGAACUGAUCAAUCUCAGCACUCCGAGAACGAAUGAUACUGCCAGGAGAGGGGGCGACGGACCGGGCAUUGAGAUUGUGACAGACCAGCCGAGCACAGUCCGAAAAUUAAGCAAUAGUCAAAUUCGGCAUGCGUCGAGGACUCGAGCCAACGGUGGCAGCCGUCCUUCCAGCCGUGGACGGCGAACAGCUAGUCCCGAAAGGACUGGUCGUGAGCGCAGCAGUGGCAGGAAUGCAUCGCCUCCAUCUCCAGUACCCAUGUCAGCCAUUCCGAGAGAUUUCUCUGGUUCCGAGGAGGAGAACGACUAUAUGAGGGCUAUCGAGGCAAAGGAAAAGUUUCGCAAGAAGAACACUCGUAGCAGUAGCCGAGGCUUCCGUAACGCCUCGCCCGGGUCGGCUUCUCACAGGCUGCUGAGCGACAGGAGACCAUCCAAGGAGUCUGCAGGCUUUGGCGAGGCUGAGGAUGCCGUCAGCUCGCUUCGCAGGAUGAAGGAUGAGAGACAGCUCAAGAAGGAGGCGGCGGCUCGAGAGCUUGAAGAAAGGCGCAAGUCACUGGCGCGUCGACCUGCUGCACCGCCGAUCCCACACCCGGAUGAGCUGUCACCUAUUGUUACUCGAGGCCCGGCCUUUUUCGAGUCUGCCUUGCCCAGCACAGCCUUUGUACCUCCCAGAGAUCUUCCCACACGCAGUCGCACCGUCGAGCCGGGUGAGGCAAGGAGCAUGUAUGCCAACCGUCAACCUCUGAUCGGGCUUCCUGCCACACCCAAAGCGAUGAGAUUGAUCCUGGAGCCGGAGACUGGAAGUGUGCCAGGAGUCCCAGAGAUUCCUGUUACCUUCGCCCAGAGAGCCUCCCCAACACAAUCAAACGCUUCUCCAAGGCAUUCGCCCAAGAGAAGUGAGCCGGUAACCAAAGCGGAUUCCGAGCAGGUCCAGGCGCCACAAGAGAAUCUUCUCACUCUGCUACCCUCCACCGUCUACAGCCCCCCUGUGCGUCCACCGAUUUCUCGUUGCAUGUCAGCGCCGCCCGAGGAGCCGCUUGCCCCCAAGACUUUCAAGCCUUCUCAGCAAGCCAGCUCUCGCCAAGCCAGUGGUCGUAAAAUGAGCACACCGGACGUGUCUUCGGACCUUCGCCAAAUGGGCAACAUGAGGACAAUAGACGACAUGUUGGCGAACAACACCCAAAGGCCGGCGCAUGAGUCUCAAGGGAUGCCGCCUCCUCCCCCGGCCCCUCCGGUUCUCAAGGAACUGCAGCAUCUUGCCAUACCCCCACCGCCGCCUCCUGCGCCACUUUCAUUCAGCCAAAAGUCGCACCAACCUCAAGUCUAUGGAGGGCGUACAGCUGGAAUGAUCGAGAUAGUCAUGGACAAUGACGACCAGAUCCCCCCGCCACCCCCUCCCCCACCGCCAAUGCCCAUGUCGGCACCGCCGGUUCCUGUGGCGAUCCCCGUGAGCGAGGCCACCGUUCCUAUCCUCUCGCCACCGGCGCCGCCCACCCCCAAGUCCAACCACCAGCGGGGUCGCAGCAGCGUCGACAACAGCAUCUCGUCGCGCAUCUCACGUGUCACAGAUCGUGUUCGAUCGGCCAGCCGUAGCCGGACCAACUCAUCAAUGCUCUCGCGCAAGUCACCCGAGAUUGCGAACCAAACUUCACCGUACGAGAGCAUUGGGCCGCCCGUCAGCUUCUCUGCCCGCGCCGUGGCCCAGGUACAACAGCAGCAGCGGACGCAAACGGGUCUUCAGCCCAAUGAGAUGUUUUAAGGGCAGAACCCCCAUCGAACUGCUCCCUUGUUUGCUCUCCCUUAUUCCUGUUAUCUGCAAUUUUUAUUCUUCUGCUACAUAUAUAAUUCUUUUGUUGAGGGCACGCAUCAUAUUAUAUACCCAUGAGCCUGUUUUCUCCACUCUACUCCUUUUUUUGCAUUCAUUAUGCCUACCUACUUUGCAUGGCGGUUGGCGUUUUCCGUUUUGAUUUUUGCAAGACCAAGCUCCUAAAAGGGCGAAGACGUGCCUGAGCAUCUAUCUUCAUUGAUGAUAUAUACCACUGGGGGAAAUUUAUUAGCUAGCAAACUUGAAUUUUUCUGCUCUACUCAGUUGUCAUAUUUUGGUCUUGCUUUUGUCACUUGCAACAUUCAUGUCCUUCAUUGCCUGCUAUGGCUCCAUCAUUUAUUGUGAUCCAAAGCAUUUGCAUUAGCGCUGGAUAUGAUUCUUCACCGUUUUAUGGUUUUUUUUUCUUUUGCCUUCUUUAACUUUUCCUUUCUUUUCAAGUGCAAUUUUCAAAGUUUAUUUUAUUUCACAGCCCGCGGGUUUCUCACUGAUGAACUGAUGACUUUAUUUUCAUUACCCUUUUACUCCGUACCUUUUGUUUUCAACUUUUCUUUUUCGGUUAUUAUUAUUUUUCUUUUUUACUUUUCCUACAGCCUCGUUCGGAAGAGAGUGAGGAGAUGGUGUACAGAAACACAAAGAAGAGAAGAAGCACAAGGCCCCAGGGCCCCAGUUCGGCGACAAUCUGACAUUCACAUGUCGGCAAAGGGCCAGACAAAAAA